AUGUUUCCACCGAGUACGUCACUGUGGCAGGCACAAACUGCACAGAUCAUGGCUGGAGACCAUGCGGACGGCAAUUCUCACCACGUUGGUUCACGACCGAUCCUAGAGACACCGACAUUGACAACGACACAAAGGCUUCCCGAAAAAGGGAAUACAUCUCGAUCAGAAAAGCGUAAGAACGUGAGUUCUAACGUUGAGAUGGAACACCGCGGCUCCAGUGAGGGUGGCAUGACUGGUCAGGAAAAGCUGCGUCCAAUACAAAAUGGAUCUUUCUUUGGCGCCGAAGCUUUCUCAUCCGUCGUGGGCCGCACAAAAUUCCCAUCAAAAGGCCCUUCAUACCCGCCACGCCAAAACUACCCGCCUCUCAAUCCUGCGGAUCAGAACCCGCCUUGCAAUACCCUCUAUGUGGGCAACUUGCCCAUUGAUACGUCUGAGGAAGAGCUGAAGGCCAUGUUCUCCAAGCAGCGUGGCUAUAAGCGACUGUGCUUUCGAACCAAGCAGAACGGCCCGAUGUGCUUUGUUGAAUUCGAGGAUAUCUUCUUCGCAACUAAGGCACUCCACGAGCUCUAUGGUCAACUUUUGCACAAUAGCGUUAAGGGAGGCAUUCGUUUGAGCUUCUCCAAGAACCCACUUGGCGUCCGUUCAGGGCCAGGUCAACGAAUUACCACUCCCAAGGACGGAUUAAGCAAGCUGAUAUCGAGCGCUAGUGGGCGCGUCAUGACAGUCGAUGAGGGUGACAUAUCUCGGAACAAGCCCAUGAAACCAAGAUGUGACUCUAACGACUCUGGGUUUGAAUCUUUGCCUCCCCAACAAGGGUUACCAAAUGCACUGCAUGCUAAUGAAGGAAUUCCGGCACCUACAUCCGACUUGCCAACUUCAAGUACAUCUGCCACUGAGAGCAAUGUAGGGACUGUGCCUUCAGUGGGCACGACCAUGCUUUCAGACAUAGUCCAAGAGUCUAUCGCACAUAUUUGCGAGGACUUAUACCAUAAGCUAGAGCCUGAAAUCUGUCCAACAAGUUUCGGAGCAAUGAUCGGCAAUUUCGGAGAGCUAAUCAAAGCCUUCGCUAUCCAACUUGGCCUCGAUCAAUCACAUCAUAUGGGACCUAGUAUCAUGUACUUUGUGUACAAGCACCAUAAGUGA
Molecule: messenger RNA, 1143 nt
Organism: Pestalotiopsis fici W106-1
Lineage: Eukaryota; Fungi; Ascomycota; Sordariomycetes; Amphisphaeriales; Sporocadaceae
Exons: 1
Coding region: 1-1143 (380 amino acids)
Molecular function (GO): mRNA binding
Source: RefSeq, a predicted model, not a curated record